AUGGUGCGGUCGCUCCCCCUGCGCAGCGGCUUCUUCCCGUCGCCCGCGCUGUCCGCCGCCGAGCAGACCGAGCUCCUCCUCUGGGCGCGCUCGCUCGUGCCCGACCUCGUGCGCCAGCCCGACGUCGAGUGGACAAUGCUCUCGGAGCGCAAAGGCGUGCAGCUGUGCGAAGACCGGCAGAAGGGCGGCCUCACGUACUCGAUCCGCGCGGUCGCGACCGUCCGCGCGCCGCUGGACGACGUCAUGAGCGUCUUCCGCGCGCCCGCGACGCCCGACUACCGCGCGCUCAUGCAGCUGCAGCUGCGCGAGUGCUUUGGCGACGCCGCAGUGCUCUUCCACCAGGCGCAGAACGACGCCGAGGCGCUCAGUAUCAAGUGGACCGCUGCGCGCACGAAGAAGAGCGUCGCGACGCUCGGGGGCCACGUCGGGCUCGACUUUUGCUUGCUCGAGUACGUCGGCGUCGUGUCGGCCGACGUCCUGACGGGCCCCGUCGCCGACAGUAGUGCGACGGCAACAGCUGCCGCGUCUGUGGGCGUCUGCCUCUACGAGUCGAUCGACCAAGCAGAGUGUCCCGUGCUGUACGACUCGCACCGCCUCGAGCGCGCGUCGGUGUCCAUGUGCGGCUUUGUCUUUCGGCCGCACGUCGACGACAGUGGGGUCGAAGCCACGUUCGUCUGCAGCAUCCGGCAGCCGCCCGGCGUGCGCGCCCAGCGGCGCUGGCACCGCGCGCUGCUGGCGCACUGGGCCGAGUCGGUCGGCGUUAUUGAAGAGGCCAUUAGCCGCCGACGCAUCUCGAAAGAGCUCACGAAGCGCCGCGUGCCCACGUGGGUCAGCGACAAGGACCGCGCGUGCUGCCACUUGUGCCUCAAGACGUUUACGAACACGCGGCGGAAACACCACUGUCGUGCCUGUGGCGAGAUCAUCUGCCGCGUCUGUUCGGUCUACAAGAGCGUCAACUUGCAGUCGGUGGGGCUGACGACGCUCCGUGUGUGCAAAGCCUGUAUGGACGGCACGUCGACGAGUGCGCUGCACGCGCUGGAGAAGAAUGAGACGACGGAUGGGGGACCGGCAGUGUCGGGAGCUACUGCGGCUGCUGCUGCUGCUGCUGGUGGUGCUACUGGUGCUGGUCAUCGCGUGUCGGCCGAAGGAGUGGUGUUUCCAAAGGGUGUGGACAAUGCCGUGUUGCGAGAUGCAGUGGAAGAGUAUGCGUUGGCGCUGCCGGGUGCUCAAGUGUCGACCGUGCCGGAUCUCGUGGGCAUUGCCUGGCUGCAGCAGCUCGCGGCACGGGAUGAAGAGAGCAAAGCGAUGGUGAAUGCGUUGAUGGAGCGACUGCGCAUUGAUGUGCAGGAGAAGGGCACGGGCGCCAAUACGGAAGAGCAGGUGGACAUUUACGACACGCUGUGUGACUUGGCCGCCCAGACGCUGGCGUGCAAGUACGCUGUUGUUAGCCUUGUGGACGAGAACCGCCAGUGGUUUAAGAGUGCCGUGAACGUCAAAGAGUCGGAGGUGCCGCGCGACUUUAGCUUUUGCGAGUACCCCGUACGCGAUCAGCGACCGCUUGUGGUGAUGGACACGUUGCAGGACCCGCGGUUUAGGUCGAACCCGUUCGUGACGGGUCCGCUUGGGGUGCGUUUUUUGGCUGGCGCGCCACUGUUUACGGUGGACAACGAGUGCGUUGGUGCAGUGUGUGUGUUGGAUACAGCACCUCGUGAGUCGCUGCAGGAGUCGCAGAUUGCCACGAUGCAGAACUUGGCACACUUGGCAAUGGUCAUGGUGCAGGAGCGACGGGAGGCGCAGAAUAAGGUUGCGCGCGCCAUGGCGUCGUCUCAGCUGGUCCCGGCGCGGCAGCAUGGCGGUCAAACGACUAACACGGUCGAGUCGUCGGACCUCGUGCCACUGAGCAGCUACUCGGAGACGUCGAUGGUUGUACAGGGCCGCGAACGACAGAAAGAAGACACAGUGUUGAAGGAGCAGAUGAUUCAGCUGCUGCGCAAGGCGUCGCAAGUACGCGAUCAGGUAAACUUGCAGACACACAAGCAGCAAGCAGGACUCCAGAGCUCUGCUGAAUAG
Hyaloperonospora brassicae is the source of this 2070-nucleotide messenger RNA. The record is from the annotation of a GenBank genome assembly. Lineage: Eukaryota; Oomycota; Peronosporomycetes; Peronosporales; Peronosporaceae.